Messenger RNA from Trichoderma citrinoviride, 2748 nucleotides. RefSeq lists its product as hypothetical. The record is from RefSeq and is a predicted model, not a curated record. Lineage: Eukaryota; Fungi; Ascomycota; Sordariomycetes; Hypocreales; Hypocreaceae. The coding region runs from base 1 to 2748 and encodes 915 amino acids. The transcript has 3 exons.
AUGAGCUAUCCCUGGGGUAUUGAUGGACUAGACAGGUCUCGAUUUGAAGCCUAUGCUAAACUCCUACGGCUGAAAAAUGGCGGUCAGGUUGAGAAAGCUUCAAGCUUUUCUGAGGCGCCCGACGAAGAGACAGAAGCAGAUAUGCUAGACGACACUGAUUCAGUCAACGCGAACGCAAUUUCAAUGUUUGAUGAGAAAAAACUAAAGAGAGCCUUCCUUGAUAGGUUGUCUGAGCUUGUUGCGAAUGAGAAAGGAGGCUAUCAUGUCUCCUCAUCUCUGAUGAUCGAGUGGCCAGAUCGAAUUGACAUUCUCGUGGCAAGGAACAAUGGUUUCAAGAAAGCAGAUGCGACUCUCCGCAUGUUGGAAACUAUAACAUCUAGCCUUCGAGACAUCUCUAGGCUUGCUUCCUCAGCCAAACGUGCCCUGAAGGCGACUAACCGAUCAGCGACGAUUCAUUUUGAGACCCUAACCUUGGCCGAUCGCACGCCAUCUCUUCCUUCACAACUCGAGGGAAUUCGCUCCCUUAUAGACGUUGUCACAAGUUCGCCAACGCAAGGUGGCAUCGAACAGCUAAUCAUGAGCGCCCACGACAUUUACGCCUCAUACAAAGACACUGACUUUGACGAGAUCACUGGCAACCAUACCGACAUCAAAUUGCUAAGAGACGCGCUGGGAUUCCUCGGCAGGUUACAGACAUGCUUCAACACUUUGACGAGAAGUGCAGAGAGGCUCUCAAGCUUCCAAAAUCUCCGGAUACUCCCAGUGAUAAAUACACCGACCGGCCAAGCAAAAGGGAAUAUGACCGUCCGAAACAAUGCCUGGUCGUUGGCAAAGACGUUCUCAUCUCUGGGCCUUGCAUUAGACGACAUGACAGUAGAAUCCAUUGUCGGAACUGGGAAAAAGAAAGGGGGGUGGACAAAGAACAAACUGCUCCAAAGGUUCGACAAACUAAAGGCCGCGGUCUUCGAAGUGCACGCGGAAAUGCAAGUCAUGUUGGCGGCGACACAACACGACUGUACGGGUGCGGCCAUAUUCAAAUACAUCGGCUGCAGUAAGCGCAGCUGCUUUCUUUGCUCUAGGGCUGUUCAAAAUUACGGGUCCUACACGACAAGAGGAUGCCAUGGCAAACUCUACAAUCUUUGGACAGUACCAGAGCUUCCAUGGCUUGCUGAGGAAGAAGCCUUGAAGCUCGUUCAGGCUAUCAAGAAUGUCGAGAAGGCCAUGAAAGAAUUCAUACGCAAUAGGAAGACUGACGGGCUUCUUCUCGGUCGUGAGUCUACUAUCGGGGGCUCUUCGGUUGCGACCAGGCGACCGCAAUUCAGCGAGAACCCUGUUAUCAUAUCCUUCGUCUCAGAUUAUCUAAGAGCUCAGCGCCAAGGAAUGAUGUCCAACUCUGGUGAAGAAACAGGCUUUACAACCCCCGAGGGAUCAAGUCAGUCUUUGCCAAGCGGAGCUCAAGAUGAAGCUGAUAACGAUGCCUUUUUGGGUGGACAAACCCAAGACGGGACCACGAGAAACAUAUUUGAAACCGAACAAAUGCGAGGUGAAUGCGAAAUAUGCGAAAUAGAGACUGAUCGUCGCUGUCAAUUCUGCAGCCUGGCUUGGUUCUGUAGUAGACAGUGUCAAGAUCAGAUGCGAUUCCGUCACCUCACUAAGUGUUCAGCUCGCUCGAUAACAACUGCCGACAUACUUUAUGAAGACGCACUUGAAGAUCGAAUUCCCCAAGACCCAGAGACACUUGAGCAUUAUGGGUUCGCCCGGUGCCGCGAUCGCAGAGAGCAAUCUCACCUCCUUGGCCUCUACCAGGGUCUCGUACGUCGUUUGAGGAUUGGAGCCAUCCAGCUGAACGAAUGGCGAGUGAGAGAUAUACUCGGUAGCAAAAUCAUCGAGACGUUUUCCAAACUACCUGCGCAGUAUCGUGGGGGCUACUUCCCAUGGUUCCUCCGAAAUCAGCACAUUCUGGAUAAGUCAAGCCCGCCUCUUGAUCUCCACUUCAAGGAUAAUCCCCUUGGACGAGCUAUAACUAUCGCAAAGCAAUACCUCGACGAAGAGGAUCGUGUCAAGGAAAUAAGGCAGCUUGAGCCUCUAUCGAAACGGCAUUGCUUCCUGUUUUACGCCAUGGCCCUGGACGGCUCGCAUCCAAACCCAUCUUGGGCUGGAUUUGAUAUGUGGUACGAUUUCGGCUUCGCAACUUGCCGCGGCGAAGACGACGAAAGUGGCCUUGGGCAUCUAUAUACUUUCCUUGUAGGUGGUCAUAAAACAUUGAGAGAUUACGACCAAAGUCUAGGGAUCAAACCAAGGGACUACCCCGAUCGGCCCACAUGUUCAUUCAACGAAUUAUGGGUGGCUUAUGAAACCGGCAGCCUUUCGAAGCUCUUCGAUCAAUAUGGUUUUAGCUACUCGUUACGCGCUGACUCUGGCCUGCGGGAAUUUUUAUCCUUCCCGCCACAUCAAGACGCACUGCGCCCAUCGGUUUGGAGGUUGAAGCACUUCCUGGCUCUCGAUCAUAACAUUCCACUAGGCAAUUUCCCCAUGAUUGAAGCAGCCGCCCGGGAAUACGGAUUCUUAUCGCAGCUCGACCCAGUGACAAGGUUGGCUUUAAGGAACUUUUACGAGCGGCUGUUCAAGGAGAUCAAUCCACUCAGGGUCCAUGAAGCCAAGAAUCGUGGCACAUUGCUCGAGUAUGCGGAAAGCAGCCUUGAUGUCAUUGACAAUGGUGUCCGGAAUGUGUUGCGAAGGCUUGGCUGA